This is a messenger RNA of Carica papaya (papaya), 1041 nucleotides long. Its product is annotated as putative F-box protein PP2-B12. Gene Ontology annotation, molecular function: protein binding. The record is from RefSeq and is a predicted model, not a curated record. NCBI's taxonomy places the organism in Eukaryota, Viridiplantae, Streptophyta, Magnoliopsida, Brassicales, Caricaceae.
CUCUAGAGAGGACUAAAUGGCGAGUAGUAGAGGCGGAGGCGAUGACGGUUGCAGCGGUGACGGUGAGGCGGUGGUCUUUUCUGCUCUACCAGAAGGAUGCAUUGCCAACGUCCUCUCCUUGACGACUCCUAAAGAUACUUGUAGAUUAUCGCUGGUAUCGAAGAUGUACCAAUCGGCGGCCGAAUCCGACACCGUUUGGGAAAGGUUCCUGCCGUCUGGUUACGAGACGAUGAUUCCUGAAUCACUGCUGCGUCGCUCAAAGAAAGAGAUCUAUCUCAGUCUCUGCGAUAAUUACAUCCUAAUCGAUGAUGGCGAUAAGAGUUUGUCAUUGGAGAAACGUAGCGGAAAGAAGUGUUACAUGUUGUCUCCGAGAUCUCUCACGAUUAUAUGGGGAUCUACUCCAAAGUACUGGCGGUGGGGUUCUUUUCCUGGGGCCAGAUUUGCAGAAGUUGCGGAGCUUUUGGGUGUGUGUUGGCUUGAAAUUCGUGGUAAGAUCAAAACUCGAUUACUGUCUCCAAAUACGAUGUACGAAAUCUAUCUUGUGUUCCAGUUAAGACCAGACUAUUACGGGUUUGAUAUUAGCCCGUAUUUUAAAGUCGGAGUUGGAGUCUCCGGCGGGUGGAUCCAGGAGAGAAUUGCUUUUCUUGAUGAAGAACAUCAUUUUGGCGAUGGAUGUUACCCAAAUUACCAGAUAGAUUUUGACAACAAAAUGGAGGUUGAGUUGGGUGACUAUUAUCACGUAAGAGAUGGAGACGACGAUGAGGAAUUGGAGAUUUAUGUUUUGGAGACGACGGGAGGCCAUUGGAAAUGUGGAGUUGUUGUUCAUGGGAUCCACAUCAGGCCUAGACAACACCCAGGUGAUUCGGAUUUUGCUUUCAGCGAUUUUGCUCGCGGACGGUUAGUUUCUGAUUAUAACUUGAAGAGAUAGUUUGAAAAAAUAUUUUCAAGUUGUUAUUUUAAUAUUAGAGUGCACAGAUCCAUGACUUGUUUCACCAUGAUGUUUUGGUUCAUUUGUUACUCUCAACUAGCCGCAUCCUGUUG